Molecule: messenger RNA, 1686 nt
Organism: Lecanosticta acicola
Lineage: Eukaryota; Fungi; Ascomycota; Dothideomycetes; Mycosphaerellales; Mycosphaerellaceae
Source: the annotation of a GenBank genome assembly
AUGGCCGGAGACAACAGAGACGCGCCGCUGGAAGACGCAGAAAAGGCCGAGUUCGCUCUUGACACGCUGGACGAAGGGACGCGGAAUCCAUCCCUCGCCAGUGCGCAGGAGGGAAUCAAGACCUCCUCGCCGGCUUCUCGCGAGCAAGACGUGGGAAAGAAGAAGAACGGCGAUGAUGGCGUGGAGAUGCGCCAAGUCGCCUCGCACGGCUCGCAACUACCUCUCAGCAAAGCCCGGACGAUCGCCUUGGUGGCAGUUCUCACAGGAGCCGCAUUCCUCAACACUCUGUCGAUUCAAGUCUGCGUCAUCAUCCUGCCCACAAUAGGAGCAGACCUGGACAUUCCCGCCGCUCGGCAACAAUGGAUCGUAUCAUCGUACUCGCUCACGUUCGGAUGCUUCCUCCUACUCUGGGGCCGACUCGCGGACGUGUACGGGAAGAGGAUCAUUUUCAUCUAUGGCAGCGCGUGGGUGAGCGUCAUCACUCUGAUAUGUCCGUUCCUCCCCAACGAGAUUGGCUUCGAUAUCUUCCGAGGGCUACAGGGACUCGGCGCGGCGGCGAACGUGCCCACCGCCAUUGGGAUUCUGGGCGUGACGUUCCAACCGGGAAAGGCGAAGAACUACGCUUUUGCUACGUACUCGGCGGGUGCGCCUUUGGGAAGUGUAUUUGGAAACAUUUUGGGAGGUGUCGUGGGGCAGUAUGCGACUUGGAAGUGGGCAUUCUGGAUUCUGGCGAUUCUGGCUGCGCUCGUCACACUCGCUGGCUGGUACCUGAUUCCACUACCUACGGCACCCCCGGCUGAGUCCAAGGUGAAGAAUGCGGUGGACUGGGUGGGAGGAGUCCUGGUGACGGUGGGACUGGUCAUCCUGCUUUUCGCACUGACGGAAGGUAAUGUGGUCGGAUGGAGCACGCCGUGGAUCCCAGUCUUGAUUGUGGUGUCCAUACUCUUGGUCGCUGCAUUCGUGCUCUGGCAAUUAUAUCUCGAAAACAAGACCACCCGAAGGCCGCUGAUGAAAGUUUCCAUCUUCAAGAACCUUCGCGUGUCGGCUGCAAUGCUGGUCAUGACCUUCUUUUUCGCCGGAUUCAACAGCUUCCUCAUCUUCGCCACCUAUUACUUCCAGGACUACCAAGGACACGACGCCAUCAUGACGACUGUGCGCUUCUUGCCCACCGGAGUCGUUGGUGUCAUGACAAUCUUCGUCACGUCCCAAAUGCUGGCCCGUAUCAAGGUCAACUACAUCAUGAUGUUUGGCACGCUCUGCACAGCAGUUUCCAGUCUGCUGUUCGCGGUGCCAAUCUCACCAAGAACGACGUACUGGGCCUAUGGUUUCCCAGCUAUGUGUCUGUCCGUGUUUGGUGCAGAUACGGUCUUUCCGUCACUUCUGCUAUUUACCGCGCAUUCCCUUCCCCGAGAAGACCAGGCCAUCGGCGGCGCCAUCAUCAACGCAGUCGGUCAGAUCGGUCGUGCGAUCGGUCUUGCCAUCGCGACAGCUAUUCAAGUGGCAGUGCAAGAGAGCAAACAGGGCUCUCAAAAUGCAGCGAUCGGCGGCAAAGAACUGUGGAAUCCAGACUUCUUAUCCGGCCUUCGUGCUGCAGAAUGGUUCAAUUUCGCGAUUAGUUUAGUAGCAUUCGGAAUAGCGACAGUGGCAUUCAGAGGCGCCGAAAAGGUAGGCGCGGCAAAGAAAUAG